Messenger RNA from Anguilla rostrata (American eel), 5087 nucleotides. It is a transcript of the gene fkbp16, whose product is annotated as FKBP prolyl isomerase 16. The record is from RefSeq and is a predicted model, not a curated record. Lineage: Eukaryota; Metazoa; Chordata; Actinopteri; Anguilliformes; Anguillidae. Gene Ontology annotation, cellular component: mitochondrial envelope; membrane; cytosol. Gene Ontology annotation, molecular function: protein folding chaperone; protein binding; peptidyl-prolyl cis-trans isomerase activity. Bases 557 to 2020 code for a protein of 487 amino acids. The transcript is spliced from 7 exons. Gene Ontology annotation, biological process: protein folding; negative regulation of apoptotic process.
CUGAUACCUUGGACAAAGUGAAAACCAAUCAUAUCAGUUUUAACGGGACAAAAACUGAACAUGUCAAUAGAAACAGAAAGGAAUAAAAGAUUUGGCACAGUACUAGUUUCCCCCUGGAAGAACUCAAAGGUGGGUUAGGAUUGUUUUUUAUAGAAGUGUAACAUGGGCUUGCAUGAUGAGUCAUUAAGGAGCUUACAUACAUUGGACCAGAUUAGAUUUGUCUCUCCUAAUCUGAGAGAUUAUCAGCACAAGAACCUGUUGACCAGAAUUGCUCCACGGCGCCACACGUUUCUUUUCAUUGCUAAUUAUUAUUUUUAAAAUCCAUCACUUCCAUUUCCCCAAGAGAUGUAAUCUUGGGGUGUGAGAGGGAGGGAGAGACCAGCAGAGAGAGGGCAAAGAGACAGAGAAACAGAUACAGAAAGGAAAAGCAAGUUGUUCAGUGCAGACAUCAAAGUGUGCCUGUGGGUUUCAGUAGUAAGGAUUCUGCAGCAGUGCUCCUCCAAGCAGGGGGCUCUGUGCUGUAGGCAGAAGGGUUUUGCAUCAUCUUGAACUGGUGAUGAGCUGGGCUGUAAUUGAAUUACAGACCCAUGUGGGUGCAAGCUUUAGAGAACUCCACCGUCUGACAGUUGUAAAAAGCCUGGAGAUUCAGCUCCAGGGUGGGCAGAAAAAGAGCUUUUUCUCACUUAUACACCAGAUCACACCUCCAAUUCCUCCUGCUUGUGGAGAGAACCAGUGCUUGAGAGACUGCUGGAAGACUACUGAGAAACCUCUUGGAGACCACUGGGCUUCCUGUGGGGCAGCAGCUGGGAAUGCCAGUGGAGAAAGAGGUGUAACCAUGGAGAUGACCAAGGCUAUACCAGACCCUAUUGCUGUUGAGGGGAUGACCCCAAAGUCCUGGACAGAACAGGAGAAAUUCCCAGCAGAGGAGAAAAAAGAUGAGAGUCAUGAACAACCUACUGCUGAAGGUGACAGCCCCAAUUUUGUGGCCUCAGCCGCCGAUGCCUGGCUGGAGGAGAACAGUAGGACUUUGAGGAAGACAGCCAGUUUUGGGAAGAGGGUGCACUUUCGGAUACCCUUGGGUGGAGAGGAGACAGAGCUGGAGAAAAGUGAGGGAUUAGAGGAGUGCCUCUUCCCAGAGUAUGACUCAGAUGAGUUGGCCUCCUCCUGUUUUGAGGAGCUAUUUCUGGCAGAGGACUGGGUGGACAUCACAGAGGACAGGCUAUUGCGUAAGAAGGUUCUGGAGCCAGGUUCUGAGCAUGCUCUCCGGCCUGUAUGGGAUCAGGAGGUGACAGUGCAGUUGCAGGGGGUACUGGAAGACAGGACUGUGGUGGAGAAGGAUACCAAGCUCACCUUUAUCAUUGGCGAGGGUGACGUUAACCAGGCCCUGGAAGAGUGUGUGCUAUCCAUGGAGCUGAAAGAGAUCAGCUUGCUGCUGGCAGAUUCACACUACACAUACGGACUUCUGGGAAGGGACCCGGACAUUCCAGCCUGCAGCCCCCUGCUGUACCAGCUCCAGCUCCUGGACAUCAGGGAAAAGCCAGACCCCCUGGACCUGCUCAUCUCUGACCGGAUCCGAAUUGGCAACCAGAAACGGGAGCGGGGGAACUUCUUCUUCCAGAGGGAGGAGUUUGUCAUGGCAGCACAGUCCUACUGCAUGGCCUUGCAUGUCCUGACCACACAGACCAGAGCUGGAGAGAGCACCAGGGUGGCAGAACAUGAGGAGGUGCAGGAGUGCAGGGUGAAGUGUCUAAACAACCUUGCAGCGACUCAGAUGAAGCUGGAGCACGUUGACGAGGCAUUGCUGACCUGCCAGGAUGUCCUCUUCCUGGACCCCCUCAAUGUCAAAGCUCUCUUCCGGAAAGGAAAGCUGCUGUCUGAUAAGGGGGAGUACCAGGAGGCCAUGGAGACACUGAAGAAGGCCCUCAGACUGGAACCUUCUACCAAGGAGAACCCUGAUGCAACCAUGGAAGAGACAGGAGGAGAGGCAGGUGAAGCUGCAGGGUGUGAGGUGAGGUUUUAAAAUUGAUUCAUGAUUGUAAUGGAUUAAACCCAGAAAGGAGAACAGGCAAGGAUGGAGGCUGAGUUGCUCCCUGUUCAGUGCCAGUUUCUCAGAUCAAUAAACAGAAAUAAUACAAUAUGCUUAGUUUCUCAUAAGCAUCUUGAGUCCCCUUCAGAAUUGUUUUCAAGCAGCUAUUCAGCUCUGUGACUUUAGUGGCAGGGAUCCAUCUCUCUGACUUCCAACCGACUAAAUGUGAACAUGCAUACAUUUAUUGCUGAUGGACUCAUUGGUGCCCGCUGCACUCAUCAGCUGCACCAGGACACCCCACUACCAUCCUGCACAUCACAUGCUGGAAUGCUUCUCCACAGUGAUGAAUAAGUGGAUUUUCAUGCCUUAGUUUUAAAAUGGACUACCUUGAUGUUCAGGAGCUUUACCUUAGUGUAACAGGGUCAAUUGUACAGCAGUAAUAUGUCAAAUGUACAUAAUUAUAAUUACUCAAAAUUUGUAAAUAGUUACCUGAUGUUAAGCCUCCAGAGUCAACAUGUGGAACCAUUGAGACUCGGUUUCUAUGUUCCUACGUGCACUUCCGGGGAUUCCCCCUAUAAAUGAGGUCUUCCGCCUCUACCUCUCCCUUUUCAAUUAUUGUACUACAUGGGAGAGGUAAGCAACAUAAUGGUCUCUUUAUUAAAUGAUAUGUAUAAGGUCACGUGUUAGCUAAACGCACUGUGUAGUAUGCUAAUAUUUUUCCUGUGUUAUCUCAUUUGUGUAGGAGCUCAAACUAAUGUGCAUGAUUGACCGGAGGAAUCCGUUAUUUUAUAUUUGUAACAGGUAUGUUUCUGUUUUCUAUGGCUCUUUGUUAUACGGCCCACACGCCUUUUCUUUCUUUCGCCUCCCUUCUCCCUUUUCAAUUAUAGUACUACAUGGGAGAGGAGCUCAAACUAAUGGGCAUGAUUGACCGGAGGAAUCCGUUAUUUUAUAUUUGUAACAGAAUAAACAGAGAUCCAAAGAUAUUCUGGUCUGGCCUUCAUUUUAUUCGAAACACAACACAGACAAGCUAGCCACCAACGCUUACCUUAGACAUGCAUCAGUGCAGCCAUAUUAUAUUUUUAGGAGCAGGAAGGCAGCAGCAGUAUGGAGACAGGAGGAGAGGAAGAUACAGGGCCUGAGAUGAGGUCUUAAAAAGGCUUAGUGCUUAGUAAUAACAUGUUUUCUUCUGCUGUAAACACAGAGAUGUCAGUGUAUGAUCAUUUGUGCGUCUGCAAAUCAGUGGUUUGAAAUCUUAAAAAUUAAAGGUUCAGUCUGUGACAAAACCUUAUUAAAUAUGUAGCCUUUAAUGGUUAAGUCCAGUACUGAUACUGUACAUUAUUUUUAGAGUAACUGUUUACGGUGUUCUCUGAAAAGCUAGAGUGUUGUAAACACAUUAACGUCACACAGGAACAUCAAAUGGUUGAGACAGGCAGACAAAGACAGGGAGAGAGAGAAGCAGACCAACAGGUAAGAGAGAUUGAAAAGUAUUAGCCUGUAUUGGCCUUUGUGAGCUUGACGUACAUCAGAGCAGAGAUUUCGCAAACAUUUUGGUAUUGCUUGCUUGUAGUGUAGUCGCAUGGCUUUGAGUGAGAUUGUGACUUUUUCGCUUUAGGGGGUUCAGAGCAUGCAUGAGCGAAGCAGAAGCAGAAACAGGAACAGAGAGUUGAGUGACAGUGAAGAUUCAAGUCAGAGGACAGAGCCACACCCAAAAUUCAUACAGACUCAAAUGCUGUCUCACAGUUUUAAGUUUCCAAGAGAGGUGGUACAAAGAAUUUCCCUGGCGGCAUUACAAUGCAUUUCAAAAAGGGUUUUUGUGUUUUUAUUGCAAGAAAGUGUAUCAAGAAAAACCCACACCCUUUGCAGCAAAAGCAGAGCCUGCUUUUAUCACUACAGGAUUUAGAAAUUGGAAAAGAGCGAUCGAAAAAUUUAAAGCACACGGAAGUAGUCAUAUGCACUGUCAUGCUGUCUCUGUGACUGCACAAGAAAAUCACCGUGUAGAUGCACAAUUGUCCAGUGCUUUGGCAAUCCAACAAGCAGACAAUAGGCACUGUCUUGGGAAAAUAGUCCGUUCAAUCAAAUAUUUAGCACGACAGGGACAGGCCUUGAGAGGGCAUGAGGGUGAAAAUAGUAAUUUGUAUCAGCUCUUGAAAGACAAGGAUGAUGUCCUUUUAGCCAAAUGGUUGCAGAGGCCCCAGAAAGAAUACAUUAGCCCACAGAUCCAGAAUGAAAUUCUGUCCACAAUGAGCAACAGUAUUGUUCGUGGAAUAGCUGACACAAUCAGGCAUCUACCCAUUCUCCAGUAUGCAAUCAUCAUUGAUGGAACACAAGACAUUUCUGGGCAAGAACAAGAAAGCAUUUGCCUGCGUUAUAUUGACAAUGAACUGAUGCCCAUGAAGAAUUCAUUGGUUUGUACUGUGUCUCUGAAACAACAGGAAAAGGCCUUGCUAGAGUUGCUAAGGAUGUGCUGCUGAGAUUAAAUUUACCAAUCCAUGGUUUGCAAGGUCAAACUUAUGAUGGGGCUGCUAAUAUGUCCAGGAAGCAUUCUGGGGCACAGGCACUGAUAAAACAAGAGCAGCCACUAGCCCUCUAUGUUCACUGUGGAGCCCACUGUACUAAUUUGAUCACACAGAUAUAAUGGUGGGGGGGGUAUCGGAGAACCAGAAGCGACUAAUACAGGGGAACGAAAAGCUAACGCUACAGGAAGCGUUAACCACAAAGUCCCGAAGAACAAAGGAAAGGGAACACCAGAAACUAAAACACAAAAAUAAGAUCCUUGGGAGAGCAACUCCCGCACACACAGGAUCAUAAACCAAAAGAAAACACGGAGUAAAAAAACGACUCCGAAGGACAACCUUGUCCAGCCGUAAAACUGGCUCGCGAAACCAAAAACUACCUGUGAAAACCAGGGCGAAAAAGAAAGGGACCAGUGGUACAGAGGCGAAGCUCUGGUACCAAACCCAAAACUGGUCUUAAAAAAAUAAAGACAACUGAGCAGCAAAAUUACUCAGCGAAAAGAAAAAACCUGAGACGCAGCUCAGAAAGACACAAACAAAAUACAAUA